GGACGGCGGGAGCUGCAGUUGUGGGCUGGCGACCUCGGAGCCGCGCACCGCAUGGCGGGGGUCGCAGGGGCCCACCGCGCGCGGACGUUCGGACGCUCGGACAAACAUGGUCUAUACUUCCGAGAGGGGAGCGGGGUCACUCCUGCGUGCGGCCCCAGCGGUGAAUCGGGAGAUCCCACCCCGCGGGGAAGAAGGCAGGGAUGGUCAGGCCGCGCUGUCUCUUUAAGACUGUGUUCCUGCUAACAUCGACGGGCUCCUGGAGAGAGCCGUGAGACUAGGCAAGGCCAAGUUCCAAAGGGAGGAGAGGAGAGCCGCCCACCUGGCUUCAGCGUCCACACCGCAGAUGCAGAGGCCUCCAUGGCUGUGAUAAGCCUGCUGUUCUUGGCAGUAAUGUAUGUUGUUCACCACCCCUUGAUGGUCAGUGACCGGAUGGACCUGGACACACUAGCCAGAAGUCGGCAGCUGGAGAAGCGAAUGAGCGAGGAGAUGCGCCAGUUAGAGAGAGAGUUUGAAGAGAGAAAGCGAGCAGCUGAACAGAGGCAGAAGGCAGAGAACUUCUGGAGAGGAGACACAUCUGAUGACGAGUUAGUGCUGGGGAAGAAGGACAUGGGGUGGCCAUUUCAGACCGACAGCCAGGAGGGGCCUCUGGGCUGGAUACUGGGAAACCUGUGGCACGCUGGCCUCAUUUGCGUUUUUCUCAUCUUUGAGCUCCUACGACAGAACUUGCAGCAUGAGCCAGCCUUUGAUUCCAGCAGUGAGGAGGAGGAGGAAGUCCGUGUUGUGCCCAUCACCUCUUACAACUGGCUCACUGACUUCCCCACCUGGGAGGCUCUGGACUCCUUUUACAAACAUUAUGUCCAAAAUGCCAUCCGUGACCUGCCCAGCACCUGUGAGUUCGUGGAGAGCUUUGUGGAUGAUCUCAUUGAGGCCUGUCGGGUGCUCAGCCGCCGGGAGGCUCACCCACAGUUGGAGGACUGCUUGGGCAUCGGGGCUGCCUUUGAGAAAUGGGGAACCCUCCACGAGACUCAGAAAUUUGAUAUCCUGGUGCCCAUUGUCCCUCCUCAGGGCACUAUGUUUGUCCUGGAGAUGAGGGAUGUGGCCCUAGGCCGCCGCUGUGGCCAUGUGCUGGUGGAAUCAGAAUGUAUGUGCAAGCGCGAGAAACUCCUAGGGGAUGUACUAUGCCUGGUGCACCACCACAGGGACCAGUUGGUGGUCUCAGGGAAGUGUGGCAGCUCCAUCAAGGCAGCUCUCUGCACCGGCCUCCACCUGGAUGUGUGCAAGACCAUUCAGUGGUUCCGGACAAUGGUGGGCAAUGCCUGGGCCCUGGUGGCCCACAAAUAUGACUUUAAACUCAGUCUCCCACCUUCUACCACCUCCUGCAAGCUCAGGCUGGACUAUCGCUCAGGCCGCUUUCUUUCAAUCCACUUGGUCCUGGGGGUGCAACGGGAAGAUACCUUGGUCUACCUCUUGAGUCAGGCUCCUGACCAGGAACAGCUCACCAGUGUAGACUGGCCUGAGUCCUUUGCAGCCUGUGAACACUUGUUCCUGAAGAUGGUAGGGCGUUUUGCCCCUGAGAACACCUGUCACCUCAAGUGCUUCCAGAUCAUUUUAAGUCUCCGGGACCAUCAGAGCUUACCCCACGGAGCGUCCCGCCCCAUCCUCACCUCUUACCACUUCAAAACAGCCCUCAUGCACCUGUUGCUACGGCUGCCCCUAACAGACUGGCAGCACAACAUGCUCUCUCAGCGGCUCCAGGACAUUCUCUGGUUCUUGGGCCGUGGCCUCCAGCAAAGGACCCUCCAUCAUUUCUUCAUUGGUAACACUGUCCUGCCCCUGACCAUCCCAAUCCCUAAGGCAUUUCGGAAUGCUGAGCCUGUCAAUCUCUUCCAACACCUGGUGCUAAACCCCAUGGCACAUUCACAGGCAGUGGAAGAGUUUCAUAACCUUCUGACCCAGGUAAAAACUCUGCCCUGUGCCCCACUGGCUGCGGCACCUUAAUGUAAAAGCCAUUAAAAAAAAAAAAAACGGGAGCAGGUAUUUCUGAUUCCUCAGGCU
Messenger RNA from Lemur catta (Ring-tailed lemur), 2055 nucleotides. RefSeq names its product ITPRIP like 1 (gene ITPRIPL1). Gene Ontology annotation, cellular component: membrane. The transcript has 3 exons. The coding region runs from base 358 to 1998 and encodes 546 amino acids. Lineage: Eukaryota; Metazoa; Chordata; Mammalia; Primates; Lemuridae. The record is from RefSeq and is a predicted model, not a curated record.